This is a messenger RNA of Boeremia exigua, 2957 nucleotides long. RefSeq lists its product as uncharacterized. The record is from RefSeq and is a predicted model, not a curated record. Gene Ontology annotation, cellular component: nucleus; cytosol. Gene Ontology annotation, biological process: protein deubiquitination. Bases 202 to 2547 code for a protein of 781 amino acids. Lineage: Eukaryota; Fungi; Ascomycota; Dothideomycetes; Pleosporales; Didymellaceae. The transcript has 5 exons.
CCUUCACGCCGUGCCACCUAACACGAAUCUUGCAUGCUUUUGCACACGUCCCUCUCUCGCAUAGCUAGCUUGGUUGUCGUUUGGACACAUUAUUAGCAUUGCGCCAUUUGCUGCUGUGAAUGCGCCCCGCCUACAUAGAGCUCACCACCACCACCACCGCAACUCUGACCCCGCGUAAGCAAGAGCGUCGCCAUCGUCGCCAUGGUCGCCAUAAGCGAUGGAGAUGUGACGAUGCUUCAGGAGCUAAGCGGCUAUCAGCUGGGGUUCGAAGAUUGUCAGAAGCUGCUCAAGGUCUUUAAUGGCAACCUGGAACAGGCGGCAGAGAAGUUCUUCAGCUCGGAUAUAUCGACGGUCCACAAACUCAUCGAUGGAUCAAAGCCUACCUGGGACGAGAGCGCAUUUGGCGCAAGCAGAUAUGCCGACGAGACGAACAGCAGCGUACCCACCUUUAGUAUUGACUACCCACCAGGCUUCGACAACCACUCUCGCAGCGGCGCCAACAGCACAGCCCCUACCCGGCCUAAUUCGCGGAUAGGCACCCGCCCCGGCUCGGCGCUGUCGACACACGCAGGCGACGAUCUUAUGCAAAGCAUCGAGAGCGGACAGGAGUCUGGCGUAACAGGCGGCUUGAAGCCCGUGUUUGGACCUGCCACCCGGAACGACUACGACACCGCUAGCUGGGCUAUGGUUCCAGCCACAACCGCGUCCGAGUACAUUGCCGAUCCCGUACCAAGCCAGAGACAGCGUGAGGAGGGCCAGCCCGCCUUCCUCAAGCCUUCGCCAAGGUUCAACUACCUUCCAGCCAUGCUCACCAUCCUACACUCAAUCCCCCAGUAUCGAAAUGCGCUUUUGUCCCCAGAAGCAGCGCAGGAAGACUAUUGGGUUGGCGAGGAAUGGUGGAAAGGAAAUCCUGCCGGAAGGGCACGUAUCGUGGACAACACAGCUGGGUGGGACGAGGUUUACGAACUCGACAUUAUCUACGAGACGCAGCGGCUUAUGGCUUUCUUGGACAACACGGACAGAGCCUACACGACAAUAGAAUCAAUGCUGGACAUGGACGCGUGGAAGCAGCUUGAAGCGCCUUCGCUUCAAGAUCCAGACGAUGACAUGCUUAAGUUUCUCCUGCUAUGGAGCGCAGCUUAUACGAAACGGAAUCCAGAAUUCAAGCUCGACGGCGUGCUACGGUCGGUCGUCAACGCUCAACAACGGGUGGACAGCUUUUUCCUCGAUAGUACAGUGUCAAAGCGCGAUGGGAGGGAAACAGACAUUUACGACGUGCUCGACGAUACCUUCUUUCCCAAUCCAGAAGGGACUGCCCAUAUCAUGGACAUAAGCAAUGUCCUAAUUUUCCGUCUGGAGGGCCUGCAACAAGACAGAAAUGAACUGGGUUGCCGCAUUCCGGCGACGUUGUAUGCUGAUCGAUACCUUGAAAAGAACAAGCACGUCAUACAAUCGAUGUACGAUGAAAUGGCGGUGCACAACACUCGACUGGAGAAUGUCAAAGACCAGACUGAUAGGCUGAAAUAUCACACGCCGGCGAAGCGCAACUCCAAGAGAAUUGAGUCAUUAAAUCUGCUCAAGACGAGCAUGAAAGCUUUCCAACCUAAAGAGGAUACAGAUGAGCUCGACCCGAAGGACGCUGCCACUCUAUCACACUUGCAAAGUCUGUAUGACAGUGUUGAGAGCAAGCUAGCCACUCUCGAGGGACAGCACAAACAGGCCCUGGAGGCCCUCAAUCACAUCACCAACCGUUUCAAACCUACCAUUGAUGACGGUUCUGAGGUGCUCAUCGAUCUCACUGAGCCCGACUAUCCCGAAGGACAGUCCGCCCAAGACGCCAUGCACUACCCAUACAAACUCUGCGGCGUAGCCACCCGCCGCGACGUCAUCUACAUUCUCCAUCCGGAUAACACCUCGAAAACUCCAAACGCGAAGCAAUGGUGGCGUGUUCAAUACGAUAACGAGUCUGGCACCGCAAACAUUAUUCGUGACCGCGUCGAUCUGCAGCAAGUCCUCGAGCGCGCCACCUCCGAGGCCGCUUCUGUGCUGCUCGUCUACGCUAAUGAGGCCGCUACGUCCGAAUCGCCCAUACCCUUGUCUAAGCCCCUCGAAGACUUUGUCAAGAAGGAUAAAUUGACUUUCCUUGAAGAGUUGCAAAAGAACCACGAGCUCGGCGUAGGGGGCGGAUGGGACGAUUACGGGAAUGAAACGAAUGGAAACUGGAGUGAACAAGCGAACCCACCAGGAUACAACCACGACUGGGCUAACAUCAACUCCCAGCCAUACCAUGAAGAAACAAGCAAACAAAGCUCCGGAAUGAGCUCUGCGACGCUGACACCCAACACGGAAGUGGACGGCGAAUCGGGCGUGCGCGAGAUGGUCGAGGUGAACGGCGGCAUGGACGCCCUGACCGGCCUGCGCAGCGAUCCCAUGGAGGUCGACACUCGAUCGCCGAAUCACGACACUCAGAUGGUGGACGUCAAAGAGGUCCCUGCCGACGAGCCACAGGCUCAGCAUAUUGAGUUUUCGGGGAAGAAGGGCGGUUAGGAGCUGCUCCUGUCCAUGCUGGGGUACGAUUGGGAUGAUUUUUUGUCAGGUGGAUUGCCAGAUGACGUUGCAUGAGAGGAUGGCGCAGUGGACUGUGUAGCUCUGUAGCCGUAUAGACGAAGCUGUGGUUGAUCAACAGCUCGAUUUCAUUCUUGUAUCCUACGAAAUGUUGUCAGCGCUGGUAACGCAGUCCAAGGUAUCCCGGCCUUCGAAGCCCACCAUCAAGCAGCCCUUAUUUCUCACUCCCACUGCACCUCACACCUCACGCCUUAAACCUCUAGCCUCAAGUUUCGAGGGACUUAAGGAUUGAUAGGCCACACUUUCAUGGUUUGCAUUCACACUGAAAAUCAAAAUCAGGAAGACUUUUGCCCUUUUGCUCUACUGAAGACUUCUGUUCUCCAUGAGUCCCC